UUUCUGCGACUUAUUGGCCCAGACGGUUCAGAUCAAAUCGAUGUGUGUGAAAUCUUUCACUGCGACUGUUUAUUGUUAUGCAUCCCCAAAGGUCACUCCAGGCUCGUGGUUUGGAACCCGUAUUGGGGGCAAACCAGGUGGAUCGAGCACACACAUAAUUGCCACUUAGAGGACCAGUAUAGGUGUUCUUAUACGUAUGCUCUCGGUUACGACCGUAACAGUAAGUCCCACAAAGUCUUGAGAUUUAUUGAUUUUCUCUCUCAUUUUGUCGAGUUCAAAAUCUACGACUUCAGUUCUGAUUCAUGGAGCCUAUCUUUAAAGGGAAACACCUACUGGUUUGCUUCAGAAAGACAAUCUAUCAAUGGUUUCUUAGUCUGUUUCGAUUUCACAAGAGAGACAUUCGGGCCGCCUUUGUCUCUACCGUGUGAGGCUUAUUUUCAAGAUACCGUGAGUCUAUCUAGUGUUAGAGAAGAUCAGCUUGUGGUUUUAUUCCAGACCUGGGAUAUAUUGACGUUUGAGAUCUGGAUUUCCACUAAGAUUGGUGAUGACCCUAACGCCGUGUCCUGGAACAACAAGUUUUUCUUAUCGGCCAAUAUCAAACAACUCAUUCACCCUCAGUGGCAGUUUCCUGCAUCUGCGAGUUUCUUCAUUGACGAGGAGAAGAAAGUCGCCGUGGUUUUUGAUAAAGACACAGAUAUACGAAACCCCACUCGCGAAGUAGCUUACAUCAUUGGAGUAGAUGGAUCCUUGAAAGAAGCAGCAGAUGUCAGAGAAUGUGCAGACCGUUAUUGUGAUGCAUUUCUUUGCUCAUAUGUUCCAAGCUUAGUGCAACUUAAUUAAUUAGCUCCCCCACCUAUUUAUUUUACUUGUUUUGUUUCCUUCCUCAUCGAAAGACUUGUGUACUCAAUAAUACUCAUAUCUAUUUUUAAGUUCUUUUGUUUUUCAUCCUUGUUUAUGUUUUUUGCCCUAUUUUGACUUCCGUUUUCACAUCAUCUUCCUUUAGACUCAUUUCUUAC
Brassica napus (rape) is the source of this 1016-nucleotide messenger RNA. Its product is annotated as F-box protein At3g19470-like. The annotation marks the transcript as partial. The record is from RefSeq and is a predicted model, not a curated record. NCBI's taxonomy places the organism in Eukaryota, Viridiplantae, Streptophyta, Magnoliopsida, Brassicales, Brassicaceae. The transcript has a single exon.